AUAUCUAAAGUAAUUUUUAUUUCAGAUGGAAUCCAGGAAAACUGAAACUGGAUUUGCAACAAAUCUAGAUGUUACUGGAGCUGCCAAAUUUGGUGAAGUUACAAAGUCUGUGUUACAGGAAAUAAUGAAUUGCAAGAAAGAUCUCAAGAUUUUGCAAAAAAAGCUUUCAAAAAUGAGAGUUGAAGCUGCAACAACAUUAGCAGGACUUGCAACCCUUCAUGACCCUUUUAUGAGACAUCAGUUAGCCAUAGCUUAUCAAAGCCAAGAUCUUCUUCUGACUACUCUACAGAAACAAGAAUCAGUUUGUGUAGAUAAAGAUAUAUUGCUUCAUGAUAGUAAUAUAGAAAAUACAAAUUGUCAAGAAGUUGAAAAGAUAUUUCAGGAAAUCAUGGAUGGUGGGGAAAGUUCUUUAACUGGUACUGUUGACCUUCAGAGUAGUGAGAGAAAUGUAUCUCUGUGUGGAGAAAUUGUAAAGGAUGUAUGUUUUGCAGGCAAUGAAUUGCAGAUUAGGGCAGUAAGUGAACAGCAGGAAGGCAAAGAAGUAACUAAUGAAUUGGUUGUGGAAAGUCAACCUGAAAGAGAAUUUGAGGAAUCUUUUAAUGCUAAGGAAUCCAUGAACCCUACAUUAAUGGAUAUUUCAGUUGAAAUCUCUUCACUAGAUUUAGAAGGCAACAGUACCCUUGUAGAAAGCAGCUCUUACCAAGAAGUGGGUAAAGCUGUAACUGCUCUAGAAAUGAUAGCAGGAUACUCAGACGAAGCUAAGUCUCCUGAGUGAUUUACGUUCUGUGUCAGGGAUAGGCUACAUAUCUUAGUCUCUUUUGCACUCUUCAUGUCCCUAAUUUUAUUUGAAUUUUAGAAAAGUUGCUUAAUAUGGAGAUUUUAGUUAACUGUUACAGAAUUUAUUUUGAUUCCUAACAAUUAUUUAGGUUCUAUGUGAAAGAUGCAUAUUAAAAUCUUUGCUGCAGGGAAGGUUAGAUUUAGUUACUGAGGAAAUAGUACAACAUUUUACUGAGGAAAUAGUACAACAUUUUACUGAGGAAAUAGUACAACAUUUUACUUAGCCUGGAAGAUGGUUGGUUUCUGUCAGGAAACAAAUGCUUGGUUCAACUGUCAAGAAACAAAUGCUUGGUUCACUGGAAUUUGGCAUCUUGCUUGUUUUCCUUUACUGGAAGUUUCUUAUUUUGUGCUUUAUCAAAAUGUUAAUUCACUCUUGUAAUAGAAAAGUACUCUCAAUAAAAGGUUGAAAACC
This is a messenger RNA of Macrobrachium nipponense, 1249 nucleotides long. RefSeq lists its product as uncharacterized. The coding region runs from base 26 to 775 and encodes 249 amino acids. The record is from RefSeq and is a predicted model, not a curated record. Lineage: Eukaryota; Metazoa; Arthropoda; Malacostraca; Decapoda; Palaemonidae. The transcript has 2 exons.